AUGAAAAUUUUUGAACGAGAAAAGAUACCAAACCUAACCAAGAAGAAAGGAAAUUUGAAAAAGCAACCCAGAAACUGCAGGAAAUGGAUACUACUACUCUUGCUGUUUAAAGUCCUUUCUAUUGCUAAAUCUAAGUGCUUCCUUGGUUUCUUCCAGAACGGGGAGGUGUGUGAACAGUGCAGUAGUGAGUGAGAGGAGUAUAUGUAUUUGAAUCAAACAAGUUUGCUAUGCGAAAGUUGCCCAGAUAACCAAUACUAUAAUGCUAUACGAAGCAUCUGAAUGGAUUGAGAAGGAAGUUGCCUAGGGCCUUGCAUGAGACAGUCAAAAUGAUGGGAGUGACUUCCUGGAAAAGUUUUAGAGCUCAAUAGCUUAGAGUGAGUUGAUAUUAGUGACUAUGAACAGACUAAUUUAUCUUCUCCUGAACUUUUACUUGAAGGUGGCCACCUAAACUUGUCACCUGUUGUGAGAAAUUUUGGAAUUAUGUCAACUAUUGAAUAUUAUGUAGAUAUAUGUAGCUCUCAACCAAUUGAACUGGGAACUCUAAGGUAUCCAUACCGUUCUUUCAAAGCAGUUAGCUAUGAAAUCUUGAGCUUCUAUAGCAACUCGGAUAUAUCAGUCACCAUAUACACCAAGGAUGGAUAUAUCGAAGACGAUACAAACAUCUAUAUAAAUAUGUCAUCUGUUCAAAUAGUUCCUCAUCCUGAUUAUAAUGAGAGUAUUCUGACUCCCACCUUGAUCCCUACUUCCACCCCGAUAUAUUUCUUUGAAAAGACUUUGUUCCACUUACUCACCCCAGUCGCUUCUAUAAAGGACCUUAUCAAUCUCUCAGACUUUGACGAUUAUGAGAAGAGCUUGAUCAUGAAAGAAAAGACGACCAUUUUGCCCAUUAGGACAAGUUUUUCUAUAAGAGACAUCAACAUCUAUAGAGAAGAGUCUGAUCCAGAUUCUUUCCUGACCUUCUUAUUGUGAGGAACUCUCAACUCUAAAGGCAUUCAUAUCGAAAACGUAAACCUAAAUAUUACUGGUAGCUUUAUUCAGACUCAAAGGCCGAUGAAUUUAGUGAUGAAGAACAUUCGAGCAGAUCUUGCAAGGCAAGAGCAUCUAUACUUUGCUCAAGGGACCAACUGUAACUAUCCAGAAGCAGAUUUAAGCUCUACUUUGAUAUUUGACAAUCUUUCAUUUGUCAAUUCCAAUGUUAAUAAUGGAAGAGCUUCUCAGUCAGUAAUUGCUUUGAGUGGGUCUGAAAAUGUUACUGCAACAAACAUUGACUGUAGAAACUGGUUCACUUAUGAAGCUAGUGAGAGUAGAUGAUUCUCUUAUCGGCUUCUCCCAACAUGUAUCCCAUCAGAUUCCUUGAGCCAAAUCCUUAAUGUAGUAAACAUUACAAAUGACCUUGUUCAAAGUGAAGUUUUACCCAACACAAAAUCCUCAAAUAUCCUCAUGACAGUUUACCCUCAUUACCGAAACAUGCACUUCAAAAUCACAAAUCUCACUGUCCAAAACGUCCAAAUCACCAUCAGAGAAGCUUUCAUCGGCCUCCUAGGCUCUCUCAUGGACACAUUCUCCAUCACAGACUCUUCCAUCACAAACUGCACCUCCACCAGCUACAUGAUCGGCACAAUGUUCAGCCUCAGAGGCACCUACUCCAACCUGACCUUCUCCCACAUCCACUCAAACCCCGGUGCCUUCAUCGGCUUUCUCCAAUCCCUCAACGCUACCUUCACCAACCUCCAAAUUCUCAACUACACCUCUCCCAAACUAGGCAGCCUUCCUCCUCUCGACCUGAUCCCAUUACCCACUUCCACUGUAACUUUCACCGGCUUAAAAAUUCUCAACUCCGUACUGUACAUAACCCCUCUAUUCACACUGAAAUCUCCACCGAAGAAAAUCAUAGUGCAGGAUAGCUUAUUCGAAGACCUUAGGCUAGACGCAGGCGUAGCCUUGUUCAGGUUUUUUUAGAGUUAGAGAUUUUGUGUUCAGGAAUCAUACGGUGAAGGGAACGAGGUGUGUGAAGGAAGAGGGAUUUUCAGCCUUUGUGCAGGUUAUGGUGGUUGAUGUGGAGGGAGAAGGGCAAGCGGUGAUGGAAGAUGUGCAAGUGGGGAAUUCUACAGUGGGACUGAUGGAGAUUAGUGCUGUGAGUGGGGGAAAUGAGGAUAGGAAGGUAUUGAGGGUGAGGAAUAUAAGGUAUGCAGGAUGAAGGAUAUUACAUUCGAUGCCCUUGGUUUCGACGAAGGGAGUAAUUUCAGAGAGUUUGUUUCAGAUACAAAUGGAGUUUCUUGAGUUUGAAGAUAUUUUGUAUGAGAAUUCAGGCGAUAUUAUUACUUUUGGGCAUCAGUUAAGCUAUCCUGCGACUGUUAAUAAUUUAACUCUGUCUGGAGUUGAAUCAGGCAGAAUUGAUGUAAAGUCUUUCAAUACAAAGUUUCUAAACUUUAAAACUUCUGUCAAAUUUCAAAAUCUUGCUACCAACAAUGCAUCAUCAAGCCAUAAAUCUCUCAUUCGGACUAGUUUGGGAGCUGAUGUUGAAAUUACAAAUAGCUCAUUUACAAAUAUUGAAAAUAUCUACUUAGACUCUGGAAUAUUCAGUACUGAGUCUGACUCUAUCAUUAAAAUUCAAGGCACUACAUUCCAAAAUAACUCAGCAGUUUCAUCAUCAAUAUUCAAAAUCAAGGAUGAAUCAGUACUCAAAUGAAUAGAAUGAGCCAUAAAUAACAACUUUGCAAUCUCGAGUGGAGUGGUAUCCACAUAGUCAGAUGGGCACUUUGAAUUCAUAAAUUCAAUAAUCAGUGAUAACUCUG
Molecule: messenger RNA, 2795 nt
Organism: Moneuplotes crassus
Lineage: Eukaryota; Ciliophora; Spirotrichea; Euplotida; Euplotidae
Source: the annotation of a GenBank genome assembly